UGUCUGUUUACUAUUUAUAUAUACAAUUCAUUUUAGUUAUGAGGAUAGACAGACUGAUCACAACUAUACAGAAGACCUGCGUUGGUUACACUUUUUGUAAUUUAACACACAGAGAACUUAGUCAACUUAGGCUUUCUCAAAAGAUCAAUAAACAGUGGACCUUUUUUUUUCUUUUUUUUUUUUAAAGAGACAAACUAUCAGCAAUGUAUCUGUGAUAUGGAUUUUAUGCCUGCUAGAAUUUUAACUAUUCACAAUUACGCAUUUAUCUUGUUUAUACUUGUUUCAAUUUAUUGAUUUCAGUGAUCAAUUUAAUUGGGAUUUUGUUUCUAUGAUUGAAAGUAUGCGACAUCGUGGUCCUACUGACGAACUUUCACCUAAUGUCUAUUUAGAUAAACAUUGUUCUGAUGCUACAAUGUUAACAAAUGAUUCAACAAAAUCUGAUCAGCAACAAGGAAUAUAUUGUACAACUGUAACUUCAAAGUCAACUGGAUUAUCUCCUGUCUUAACACGUAUACAUCCAUCGAAUGUAUCUAGUUGUUUUUCUCAAUCGAAUCGUGUUCAACGUCAUGAUUUUAAAUCGAAAUAUUCCGGUCAAUUAAAUAAUCUUAAUUCAUCUCAGGAGAUAAAUAAAACUGGAAGAUACAUUAAUCAUCGGAAAAUUCGUAAAAAAUCUAAACGAGAAACAAGAUUUCAAAUGAAUGGAAAUAUGGAUCCAAAUUUUCAUUCUCUUAAAGUGACUAUUAGAAGGACAUAUAAAUCUAAUAAAUUAGAAAAUGGUAUCUGUUCAAUUGUAAAUACACCAAAUGAUGAAAGUAUGAAUCAUGAUGUUUCACAUCAAUCACUCAAUCAUAUUAGUGAUAAUAAUUCAAUAAAACAAUGUGAGACUCAGUUAUAUGAUGAAAAAUUAGACCAGGAUAUGUAUAAACCAGAGCUUUUAUCAGUACUCGAAAAGCCUUGUCAUUUUGUUGAUUCCUCAACUUCUACAGUUGAUAGUGCUACCUUAACUGAACCAGACCUUCUUGGACCUUGUGAACCAGGCACAAAAGUUGUUGUAGAAGGUGUGGUAUGGUUGGAAGCUACAGGGAUGCUUGUUCUUAGUCUUCACUGGCGUGGACGAAACUAUAUGGGCACUUUGUUAGAUUCAUCAAAACAAACAUUUGCACCUACUUGCAUGGAUAAAGGUGUCGCUAGUGCAUUGAAUCUCUUACGUGGUCGAAAAUCUUGGUGUGAUCCACACAGAGGUUAUCAAGCUCGUGGCCUUCAUCAUUUUCACCAUCUGCGUCAUCAUCGUCGUGGCGGCGGCAGUACCACUGGCAUAUCAAUGACUACUCGGUCAGCUUCAGCAGCAGCAGCCGCUGCAUCACAAGACUCAAGAGAGGGGAGUGUAGAUUCGAAAGACCAGUCUGUUGUUAAUGAUCCUUAUUCAACUGAGUGUAUUGACCAACCGUAUGUACCUGUAGAGACAAGUUAUAGCAAGAAGUCUAGCAAUGUUGCAUCACAUGAUAUUCCCCAACGUGGAGCUAAAGGACGUAGACGUCGUGGCACUGGUCGAAGACCAGUUCGCCCUAUUGGUGUAGUCUCUCCAUCUCUUGAAUGUUCUAUGAACACAUCUUUGCCCGAAACUAAACAAACCCUCAACGAUGAUGCAGAUAACCAAGCAAACGUUUUGUCAGAUGUUUCAUCUUCAAAAUCCGAUUGUAAAUUACCACUCAGUUGUCCAUUCAAUGGCUGUGAAAAGCGUUUUGCCGAUAUUCUUAGUAUGCGUUUUCAUUUCACAAUGGGACAUCAUAACAUUCAAACCGUAGAAAUGAAAAAUAGGAGAGAAUCUCUUGCUGAGCCUGUUAUUGAUCAGGUUAGAUGGAUAAAAAGUGAAGAUUUUGAUAAUAAUCUUGAAAUAUCUGUUUGUGAUAUCUCUGCUAAUUCAUCUCCUCCACCGAAACUAGCAAGAGCACAUUGUACCAAAGAUAGAAGUAGUGACAGUAACGAAACAAGUUUAGUUUUAACAAAUGGUGAUGAUAUUGAUGAUAAUAUUGAUCCACCGAAACUACAUCGUGUUGUAUCAAUAUCUGAUUCUUUUUCUAAUGCAAAUCCACUUAUUGAUCCAGGUGACUCAAACUCAUCGAAGUUUGAUAAUAAUCACCAUACAACAGAUGUUCUUGACGAACCUCCUACUGCUAGUCCUGCAUAUUCUGAUAUCUCUGAUGACGGUACUGUAUCAUCUACAACUAAUAAUUUCCCAGUUUUAAACUUGGGAAUGGCAGCAAUUGAUGUUCAGAAUUCCAGAGAAGGAAUAUUGAAUUCUUCAUCAAUUUUAUCAAAUCUUUCUAAUCAACCACCCUUACCUCAAGGAUACAUUGAUGUUUCCAGACGCUUAAAUCUAUCUCCACUUAUAUUGUCUUCAUGUUCUACCGUUACUGGAUCUAGUGAACCGACUAAAUUAUAUUUUCCUGCUAAUUUGUUUUCUCCAACUCUAAAAGGUGUAAGCAAUAUCUUCUAUCAAACUGCAUCUCCAACUAUUAAAUCCAUGGACAAACAGAGUGCAGAAAGUGGAUUAAAACCGAUUAGAAAUAAUAAUUCCCCUACAACUUAUCCUUUUCAGAAAGAAUCGCCUCCCAGAUCCCUGAUAACCAACAAUAACAAUCAUAAUACUAGUUGUAGCAGUAAUCCAUCAGUAUUACAUGAUUUAUCAAGUUCUCAGUCGUCCCCUUCUAAUAGUGCUCCGCUAAUUCCACCAUCAAAUCAUGAUAAUUCCCGACAGCUGACUUUUCUCUCCGUUUCUCCCGGAUUAGUUAUGACUGAGCAAAAUUCACGACCAUCGUCCACAGGAUCAUUUGUAUCAAAUCCUCUUACUUUUUGUGUUUCACGAAAUUCUCCAGUUCCACCACGACCCGUUCUUUGUAUCUAACCUGUUCGAUGUGGUAUCAUAAGAUCACUUGAAACAAGUAUUCCCACCAAUAUUGCCCGAUCACGUUGUCUUAAUGAAAGGUCCAGUUCAACCAUCCCAUCAAAGGUACGGUUGGGAACAUUGUUUAUUUUUAUCAGGCGAGGUGGUGUUUUAGUAUCUGCAUAAAAAUGGGUUAUAGGUUUUUGAUUCGUAUGAAGUGUUUUUCGGUUUGUUCACUUUCCCCCUUAUGACCUGGUUGGUACGGCCGAGAGUGGGUAGAGUUCCAUUCUUUCUCUCAAAGUGCUCUCAUAUGGCCACACCUAUAUAGCCACUGCCAGUGAAUUCCUGCUCACUGCCUUCACGCGUUGGGGUAUUGUUAAGAGGACGGGAAACAAAUGUCUGGCAUUUAAUCCGGGUCGGAGUGUACUGAGGAUCCACCUAGAGAAGUUGGAAAACCCUGAUUCCAAACCAAUGGUGCACAUGGGCUCCAUGAUCCUAAGGGAAUAAAUGGCGUAUGAAGCAGUCGUUGGUCACCGGCUACCAUGGGACUGCAUCUCCUGACGUUACUCCACUGCCUUGUGAAUCAAACCUUAAGGUCAAAGGUUCGGGGAAUGACCCCCCAAGAAAAAAAUCUGCUUCGGUUUGGUCACUUGGACAGUAUUCUAGCUCAUAUAUAAAUUAAAUGAUGAGUGUAGUGCAUAUAUAUUUUGGUGCCCUUUCGUACUAAUGUUUAUAUGUUUCAAUAAAUAAAUAACAUUGUAUCCAUUUAUGGUCAUUAUCAUCAAUCUGAAUUUAAUUCUAUUCUUUUCACACAAUAUAGGUUUAUCCGAUCAAGGAUUACUAUCAUCGCAUAAUAAUCACCAUUCAUUUUAUCAGCAUCAUCAGCCUUCUGCACUGUCUAAAUCUUAUGAAUAAACAAUUAGACACAUGUAUAUGUCUAUUAUUCAAUACAUAAAUGUAUAUUUCAACAUUGUACAAAUGAAUGAGCCAUAUACACAACUUACUACUGGCGUUUACAGUACUUGUGUACGAGGCGAUAGCUUGAUCUUAUCCGAUGGAGAAUCAUUAGAGUUGUUAUUUCUCUAUGUGUAUCUAAUUUCUAUUUUAUUAUUCACCCUAUUUCUCAUCACAUAUUUUUUACUAUCCUGACAAGAAACAACCAAAUCCCAUCAUUAAUCAAUUGAUGAUAGCAAUAUUCUCGUUCUUCCAUUGUCCAUCUUUCUCUUUAAUCUUCAUCCGUACUUUGUUUUUCUCUGUCUCUCUAUGCAUUGAGAAGAAAGAAUGAUAUCCAAUCUCAAGAAAUCAUGUGGUUGUUAUUGUUAUCAUCUCAUUGUCAUGUUCCUUCUCUUUGUUCUUUCUUUUCUUGGAUCUUUGUUUUUCCAUUGUAAUUUUGUUCUGUUUCUCUUCUCUGUAUUCCUGUUCCAAUUGACUACUACUUAUCAAUGCUCGCUCACCAAGGGUCUUUCACACAAAAUCCAAAUUACCAUUAUCCUUAUUUGCUACUAUUUAGUCAAUUUUGAAAUUUCUCCUUACAUAUAUACAAGAUAAAAAACUAUGCAUUAUUAUUACUAUUACUAUUACUAUUAUUAUGAUUAUGAUAUUUGACCUCUGCCUUGCUGACAAUAUAUCUCCAGUUGAAUAACUGUGAAACGCAAGAAUAAAUGGAUACUAUCUUAUGUUUUUGUUGUCUUCAUCAAAAGUCAAACAACACUCUUAAUAGUAACACUCCUUAAAGUUUCCAGUUUAGGAUAUGGUUUAUAUGAUUAUUCAUUGUAGAAGUACCUUGUUAUUUUUAGUAUUGUUGUAAAAGUGCUUUCUCGUUUUUAUGGAUGAAUGAAUGACUUUUUAAAAAAAAAUUGUAUUCCAAUCUUAUCUUUCCCCUUUGUCCAGGGUUAUUUGGAUACUGAAACAAUAUUGAAUCCCGAAGUGAUGGUCACUGUGUUCUCAUUUUUUGUACUAUGUUCCAUUUUUUCUUUCGCUUAAUUUUCUCAUAUUAUACCGCAAGAAUCAUUCAACAACAAUCUUCUUUUACAUGGCUCCGAGUUUUCUUUUAUUUAACGUUUUCUUAUUGACACCACCAUCCUGUGUGCACCCAUGUUUGUAUGUGGGAAGGAAAAGAGAGAGUUUCACUUAAACCACAUACACGGUACA
This is a messenger RNA of Schistosoma curassoni, 5035 nucleotides long. The record is from the annotation of a GenBank genome assembly. NCBI's taxonomy places the organism in Eukaryota, Metazoa, Platyhelminthes, Trematoda, Strigeidida, Schistosomatidae.